GCCUUCUAUAUAGCACCACGUAACGUGCUAAGAGUCCCUUCACCGUCCUUUAUUUUUCCAACUAAAGUUAGGCUUUAAACUUUAAAACAUUAUGGGUUUAGCAGCAGCCCUCCUCUUCCUCCUCCUAGCAGCUCCGGCGGCUUUUGCCGAGCAAUACACCGUAGGAGACAGCAGCGGUUGGACCUCGACCGGAGAUUACCAAAGUUGGGUUCAAGGGAAAACAUUCACCGUAGGCGACACACUUUUGUUUACCUACGGUGGCAGCCACUCGGUGGAGGAAGUAUCCAAGAGCGACUACGAUAAUUGCAACACCGGCAAUGCUAUUAAAUCCUACAGCGAUGGGAACACUGUCAUCACACUGUCCAACCCAGGGGCAAUGUAUUUCAUUUGCCCCACCAUAGGUCACUGUGCUGGUGGCAUGAAGCUAGCCAUCAAUGUUGUAGCAGCUAGUGGCAACUCACCCUCCACCCCCUCUACUCCGUCUGGUUCCACCACUCCUUCCGGGACUCCCCCGAGUGGUGGUACAACAACUUCUCCCCCGUCAACACCUAGCGGAGCUCCGAGCACCGUGAAUUAUGGUUUUAUGGUAGCCUUGUUGGGAGCCGUUGUUGGAAUUAUGUGCUAGGGGAGAGGCAGUGCUAUUGUUUAUUGGCUUAUUUGCUUUCGUUUUCGUCAAUAUUCUGUGUGAUUUUAUUUUAUUUUUCCUUUAUGAACCAGAGAUGGAGAGAUAUGUUUUUAUGAUCUUCGAAAUAAUUUGCCUUAAAUUAUGAUUAAAAAACAGGUCUUUUA
Gossypium raimondii (Peruvian cotton) is the source of this 789-nucleotide messenger RNA. Its product is annotated as uclacyanin-3. The coding region runs from base 92 to 625 and encodes 177 amino acids. Lineage: Eukaryota; Viridiplantae; Streptophyta; Magnoliopsida; Malvales; Malvaceae. Gene Ontology annotation, cellular component: plasma membrane. Gene Ontology annotation, molecular function: electron transfer activity. The transcript has 2 exons. The record is from RefSeq and is a predicted model, not a curated record.